Molecule: messenger RNA, 7152 nt
Organism: Saccostrea cuccullata (small rock oyster)
Lineage: Eukaryota; Metazoa; Mollusca; Bivalvia; Ostreida; Ostreidae
Product: solute carrier family 12 member 3-like
Exons: 25
Coding region: 22-3474 (1150 amino acids)
Biological process (GO): cell volume homeostasis; sodium ion transmembrane transport; sodium ion homeostasis
Cellular component (GO): membrane
Molecular function (GO): sodium:potassium:chloride symporter activity
Source: RefSeq, a predicted model, not a curated record
UUGUGACGUCACAUUUAAAAAAUGGCGGACCUACAUGAGGCACGUAAGCUGAAAGGAAAAGAUAUAAACGAACUCACAUCGAAAGAGACAGGUAACGGAAUUUUACAAGAGACGGAAUUAAACAAUCUUUCUAGAGGAAUGAAUACUGCUCCUUCAACAUCGCGAUUUCUAGUGGCUAGAGUUAACGACGAUGAAAAUGAAGAGACUGAUCAGCCGCCAGUUUCUGAAUCUGAAUCCGAACCAGCGCCCGGGAAACCGGCAAAACAACUCGACUUUCAAAUCCUGGAUUCACCCAAGUCUCCCAAAUCUCCAUAUGAUUCAGUACAUUUUUUCGGAGGAACUGUGAGUCCCAAUGACACAUAUGGAUAUAAUAAUUCAUGUGAAACUCAUAUGAAAACAUUUGGAAAAAAUACAGUGGAGGCUAUUCCUCAUGUUGAUCAUUACAGAAACUUGCUUUCAGCAACAGCAGCAUUGAAGUCGAGGCCAACUCUUGCCGAACUCCACGAAGAAAAGGAGGAGGAGGUGAUUCGGGCCAAACAGAGAGAACCACUUUUGGCAUCAGAAGAGAACUUGGUGGAAGAGUCUGCCGCUAAUAAAGCCACCGCAGUCAAGUUUGGAUGGAUCAAGGGAGUAUUGGUACGAUGUUUGCUGAAUAUAUGGGGUGUGAUGCUGUUUAUGCGCCUGUCCUGGGUGGUGGGGCAGGCUGGGAUAGGUCUCGCCACCGUCAUUAUUCUCCUUGCUACUGUCGUCACUCUGCUCACAUUGAUAUCUAUGUCUGCCAUCUGUACAAACGGAGAAGUCAAGGGAGGAGGAGCAUAUUACAUGAUUUCUCGAAGUCUGGGUCCAGAGUUCGGCGGUGCUAUUGGCCUCAUAUUCUCUGUCGCCAAUGCUGUUGCAGUGUCCAUGUAUGUCGUUGGUUUUGCAGAAACGGUCAGAGAUCUACUAAAGGCUAAUGAUGCUCUAAUGGUGGAUGAAACUAAUGACAUUCGAAUCAUUGGUGUUCUGACAGCCACACUGUUAUUAGGGAUCGCCAUCAUUGGCAUGGAAUGGGAGGCAAGGGCUCAAGUUGUGUUACUGGGUGCUCUGUUAAUUGCCAUAUUUAACUUUUUAAUUGGAACCUUUAUUCCUCCAAGUCAAGAGAAAGUCUUAAAGGGAAUCACAGGUUAUCAAGGGACUGUCUUUCUGGAGAACCUAGGUCCCAAGUUCACCGAAGGAGAAAACUUUUUCUCUACAUUUGCAAUAUUUUUCCCUGCAGCUACUGGGAUAUUAGCUGGUGCAAACAUCUCAGGGGAUCUCAAAAAUGCACAAAGAGACAUUCCAAGAGGGACGUUCCUGGCUGUUGUUAUAUCCUCCAUUACUUACAUUGCCUGUGCCUGGCUGAUGGGAUCCUGUAUACUGCGGGAGGCUUCAGGAUUUGAACCAGUACAUGUGACAGCCCUGAUGUAUAACAGUACUCAGAAUAUGACAGUAGACAUUGUGAACAUAACACUAGAUGUCGUGAACUUGACCAGUGGGGUGGGGGUCAGUGUGAUUGAUCAGGCCAGGAACUGCAGUCUUGGGAAGGGUGGGGUCUGUACCAGAGGACUGCUGCAUGACUUCCAAGCUAUGGAGCUGGUUUCUGCCUGGGGCCCCCUACUCACCGUAGGAAUUUUCUCUGCCACUCUAUCCUCUGCCCUCGCUAGUUUAGUUUCUGCCCCCAAAGUCUUCCAAGCUGUAUGUAAAGAUAGAAUUUUCCCUAAGAUACAUAUCUUUGCCAAAGGUUAUGGUGCUAGUGAGAACCCUAGGCGAGCCUACUUUCUAGCUUAUUUUAUUGGAGUGGCAUUUAUAUGUAUAGGUGAUCUGAAUGCCAUAGCUCCAAUCAUCUCUAACUUCUUCUUGAUGUCAUAUGCUCUAAUCAACUACUCGUGUUUUGAUGCCUCGCUUGCCAAUUCCCCAGGUUGGCGUCCAGCUUUCCGUUAUUAUUCCAUGUGGUUGAGUUUAGUUGGUGCCUUACUCUGUAUAGCUGUGAUGUUUAUUAUGAACUGGUGGACCGCCCUCAUUACAUUCGUUAUUGUUUGUGCUCUUUUUGUUUAUGUCCAUUAUUCAAAACCAGAUGUAAACUGGGGAUCCUCCACCCAGGCCCAUGUUUAUAAGAAUGCUCUAAACACAACACUCAAGCUCAUCUCUGUGGAGGACCAUAUCAAAAACUUCAGACCUCAAGUGCUGGUGUUGACAGGUGCCCCGUGGACCCGGCCAGAGUUAGUGGACUUUGUUUAUUCUCUGACACACAAGAUCAGUCUGAUGGUCUGUGGCAAUAUCAUCGUGGGCACCCAGACCGAUAACCUUAGACAUCUCCAUGGCAGUCGUCCCAAGGAGGCCUAUCGCUGGUUAAAUCAGAGAAGGGUCAAGGCCUUCUACACUUUGAAUAAACAAGCAUUAAGGUCAGUCAGACUCUCUGUAUACCCUGUAUCCAAUAAUGUAGGUAUUGGUAAGCUGCGGCCUAACAUUCUGAUGAUGGGCUUCAUGUCUCGCUGGAAUGACCCUGAUGUUGACCAGUGUGAAGUGGAGGAGUACGUCAACAUUGUUCAUGAUGCCUUUGACCUGGAGUAUGGAGUGGGAAUUCUGCGAUUGAAGGAGAGAUUGUCGUGUGAGACGGACCCUAAUGAGAGCGAACCGAUCGAGGACUCGGUGCAUCAUGAAGGAGACCCGGACGAUCGACAUCCAAAAGUUAGGUUCAAAUUGACAAGAAAGCAUGAUGAGGAGGAUAAGCGACCUAGUUCCCCCAGCAGUCCCACCAUGCUGCGCCGCGGAAGCUCCAGCUCCGGUGACAGUGAGGCAGAAGAGAAGGACGUGGUUGUAGAUAUGCCAGCGGAGGUCAAACCCAAUAACUUCAAACAGAAUAUCAGAAACCGCUUCGCCAAAAAACAGAAAAAAGGAACCAUUGAUGUCUGGUGGCUCUUUGAUGAUGGAGGGUUGACCCUUUUACUGCCUUAUAUCCUGUCCACAAAGCAGUACUGGAGAAGCUGUCCACUGAGAGUGUUUGCUGCAGGAACCAAGAGAGGAGAAAUCGACAGGGAACAGAGACAAAUGGCGACCUUGCUGAGUCGAUUCAGAAUCCAGUGUGAGAAGAUGACGAUUUUGUCAGACAUUGGAAGAUCUCCGUCAGAGGAGAGCAUGAAGAAUUUUGAGAAGUUACUGGAGGGUUGGAUGUUGGAUGAGGAUAAUGGGGAAACUUCAGAAAAAUACCCCUGGAAAAUCACAGAGGAGCAGAAACUGUUCUUAAAGGAUAAGACCAAGAGAAAUGUCCGUUUGAGAGAGUUGUUGUUGGAACAUUCUAAAGAUGCAGCACUUAUUGUUAUGACAUUGCCCGUGCCAAGGAAGAGUACGUGUCCAGCUGGUUUGUACAUGGCCUGGAUAGAGACACUGACCAAAGAUAUGCCCCCCAUCUUACUCCUGCGAGGGAACCAGUCCAGUGUUCUCACGUUCUACUCCUAACCUCUGGGACCAGUUCCUGACCCGGUCGACCUUAAAGUCACAGAGAGUAGAUAACCUAUGUCUUAUUUGUGCAUAAUAGUAUAAGCUGCUAUAUUCCAUUUAAUUAUGAUGCUCAGGUUGAAUUUCAAUGUUUAUUUGUUAUUUUGGAGGAAUGGUUUUAUUUUAAGGUCACCUGAGUCACACAAAUGACCUAUUGCUAUCUGUCUUUGUCUGCUGUUGUCCAUCGUGUGUGAACAUUUCAUUGCUGACCUUAAACUCUGGAAACCAAUUUUGAUAUAAAAAUAAGUAUUGUAUCUGGGUUUAGGAGGAAAACAUCCUCACUUCAUUUACCCUAACAUUAAAUUUAGUUUCAUUAUGAGAAAUAAGCUCGUUUCUGUAGAAUAUGAAAUAAAAUAAGCUCUUUUCUGUAGAGUUAUGAAAUACAAUUUAUAUUACAGUUAAGAAAAGGGUUCACGAUAUGGUUAAGGAAAUUUGGUCAUCUUUUUUGAAAAAUAUUUCUUAAUAUAUUUUUUUCUCUGGAACUUUCCUUUUCUCCUGGACUUCUGGGUUAACUUUGAUAACAGUGAGCAAUAAGCUAUAGCUUAAGCAGGUUUUGUGAAUUUAAGACCCAGGGUAGGGACUGCUUAACAUUGAUGCUUGUGGACAUCAUACUUGUAAAAUCACAUUACAGGUGUUUAAGACUUUUUCUUUAGUUUAACAAACAAUUUUGAAAUAGUAGUAAAGAUAGAGUUCUUUUCUUAGCUUUGCUUAAAAAUACAGAUAUUGAUUUAUAACAGAAAUUGCUAUUUUUGACCCUAAACGCUAACCAAAGCAACCUGAAGAAUGUUCAAGACACACAGUUAGCCAAUUUCAUUAAGGGUAGAACUACUUUGAUACUCAGGUGACCUUCUAUACCCAUCUAGAGCCUCUUGUUGAAUCAUAUGUGAGCUUUAGUGUGUGUUAUUUGUAUAUAAAUGUUAUGUGUAUAUGAUAUUUGAUGGAGUUCCCAUUGCCAGCAAAAGGUUGUGAUACGAUUUUCAACUGCCAUAUGCAUUAUAUUCAUGAGCUCAUCUUAGACAUUAAACAAUUCAAGUAAUAAACAGGCACAAGAAGAGUUGGUUCAUUACAGGACAUGAGUUUCCUACAUGUAGAACUGUGAUUAUUACAUGCAAUUUAAUACAUGUAUUUACCCUCAAUAACUGCAUUACAUUUUAUGCUAAAAAUUUGCUGUACAAUUUUAUUUGUUAAAGUUUUGACAAAAGGCAUUUCAAGUUUUUUUUUAUCAAGAUAUUAUGGAAUCUCAGUGAAUUCAGAUUCUAGUUGCUUUAUUGAAUAGCUGUAUUGUGAUGAACUCCUCCUAAAUUGAGUUUUCCUUACCAAUGAUAAAUUUUUUUUCUCAAUUUUGUUUCAACUAUUGUUUUGGUACGUAUUUGUCUCAUAUGUGUGAAUUUUCAGUUUGUUGACAAAUAUGUCUCAUUUAAUAUUGGGAUUUUUCAGUAGCUACAAAUUGCACAUACAUGUGAAGAAUUUGAUUGAUAAUUUUUGUAUUUGUACAUAAGAGUAUUUUGAUUUACUUAGGGAUUGUUAUAGUUUAUUGUUAAAAGUUGAGCUUUUAUGAACUGUCUCACACAUGUUCAGAAUGACUUGCUAUUUAUAAAAUGAGCUACGAUUUUGUCGUUGUUAAAACUGGUGAUGGGGAAUUGCUGAUUCUAUGAAAUCAUAUGUUUGAUUGUCAGGGGGACAUCAUUUGUUUGCCAACACACAGAGAGUGUCAAUUAAAAAAGUAAUUAAUUCAGAGACUCUGAACAAGACAAAUUCAAGUAAGCAAAAUUUGAUUGACAUCAAUUUAAUUUGGCAGAAGCAGUGCAAUACUACCUGGUGUUCAAUGUGGUUGUCAUAAAUGUAAUAAUAAAAAAAGUUUAAGGACAAAAAAAAAAUAACGUAGGGACAGUGGCAUUUAUGAAAGGCAUUAAAGGUGCGUAUUUAUUUAUUGUUUUUUAAGUGUAUAAUUUCUUUCUUGUAUAACGUUUUAUUUGAAAAAAACAAAAAUACUGUUAAAGAUCAAAGUCUUAUCAAGAGAAAGAUGAGGUACGAAAGCUUUAAAUACUAAACAUGUUAGAUAAAUACAUGUAAUAAAGUUUUUGACGUGAUAGUUUAAGUGUACUUUUGAAUGUUAUCAAGUUAAUAUACAAACAAGUUCAAAACUUUUUUUAAGCUUUCUCAGUACAGUGUUCAAUGUGUAGGUUUAAUAUGGACAACAAUUCAACAGGUUUGCAUAACUUUAAUUUAAAAUACAUUUACUGCUGUAUCUAUUUUUAAAAAUGGUUAUUUAGUUAUAAUUCAAAACAAAAAACAAAAACAGAAGAGUAAUGAACCUGGUAGACCUUUUUUUUAAAUCUGCAAAACAUCUCGUGGCAUGGCAUUUAUUUUAUCACAAAUAUGAUAUUAAAAAAGAUAACUAUUUAUUUAAAAAAAAAAAUGUUAUGUCCUUAUUAAGUAUGAUACAGAACUUCUUUCAUUUAUCACCUUGUAAUAAUGGUAUGAUGAGUUAACAUAUAUAUACAUGUAUUGUUUAUUUAUAUGUUUAAUUUUGUAUUAUUGGCCAAUGUUUUUGAUUGUCUCAUGUCUUCAAAUUAAAAAGACGAUUGCAAUGUGAAUAAUUUAAAUUGGUGCCAAAAAGGGGAUUUUUUCUUUUCUUUAUGCAGUAAGUUAUGUCUGAUCUUAGAAAAUGUUACGUUUGUAAUUAUUUAUGUGGAAGCAUCUGUAUAAAAAUUUUAUACUAUUUUGUACUUAAAAACCCAAAUGUUAAGAUUUCUUUAAAGUCACAUAAUGUCUCUAUAUAAAUGUUUUUUUUUUUUUUUACAUUUUCUUUUAUUUUUACCUCUUAGUGUUAAAGAUGACAAGUUAAAUAAAAACCCACAAUGAGCUCUAAAUAGCACACUUAGCUCAAAUUAGCAAAAAAGAACAAAGUUAAAAAAAAUUCUAUAUCUACUCAGAGCUCUAUAAACCAAGGGAAAUAAAUUCUACACCUGUCCUCGGGUAUAAAAGGCAAUGGAGAACAAGCAAAACUUUCUAAAUUCUGAGCUCUAACUAGCUUAGGGGGAUGAACAAAAUUAUAUACUUACCUUAAUAUUCAUAUCUCAAAGGUAGUACAUGUAUAAACCCAAUUUUUUCAAUCUGUUACAUGUGUAAAUAAAUGAUCUGCUGUAUUUAAAAACUAGAGCAAAAGUGAUUUUUAAAAUUCAUAUUAAGGAUAAUUAUGCAACAAUGAUUUGUUUUGCUUGAGAUUAAUAUUAUCUGAUUCAAGUUACACACAUUCCAUAAUUUUGUAUAAAAAUGACAUUUAUUUUUUGAGGAAUUUCAAACUUUUGUUCAAAUGCAUAAUAAUGGUUAUAUUUGAUACUUGCACAUACCAUAUGGUAGUAUAAGACACACCUCUUCAGUUAAGUACUAGAUCAUAUUAAUUUUUUAACGAAUAUUUUUAAAGCCUUUUUCAGUGGAAGGACUCCUUUGUUAAAAUGUAUCAAUAUCAUUGUUUGUGUUCUUUUAUGUUGCAAUAUUAAGACCUGCAAUUGUGUAUUUUUUAGCACUCUGAAGAAAACAUGUGUUCAUUUAUUAAAAGAAUCUCACAAAUAAUUGUUAAGAAUCUCAAUAAGCGUAUAAUUUAUAAAUUUGGUAAAUAAAAUGUAUAAACUUGUU